Molecule: messenger RNA, 12797 nt
Organism: Ixodes scapularis (black-legged tick)
Lineage: Eukaryota; Metazoa; Arthropoda; Arachnida; Ixodida; Ixodidae
Gene: Mical
Product: F-actin-monooxygenase MICAL3
Exons: 30
Coding region: 61-8430 (2789 amino acids)
Molecular function (GO): protein binding
Source: RefSeq, a predicted model, not a curated record
GGCCAGCGGCGGCAGUGAGGCAGACGGACGGGCCCCAGUGAGGGGCCGGGGUGCCCCACGAUGGCGGUGAGGGGGCCCCGGGCCACGCCCGUGGGGCUGCCCCAGGCCAUGAGCCCCGAGAGCGCCCUGGCCUCUGACAUCUUCGACCAGUUUGUGUCGGCCGGGACCUUCAAGGCGGCGCUCUCCACCUACCGCCAGAUGUGCGACGUCCUGCAGCUGAGCCCGUCACCACUGCCCGCCUUCUACCCGCGGCUUAAGGCCAAGCUGCGCUCCUGGAGGGCCGCUUCGCUGUGGGCCAAGCUGGACAAGAGGGCGGCGCACAAGUGCUACAAUCGGGGCAAGGCCUGCGCGGGCAUGCGGGUGCUCAUCAUCGGGGGUGGGCCGUGCGGCAUCCGGGUGGCCAUCGAGGCUCAGCUGCUGGGGGCCAAGGUGGUGGUGCUGGAGAAGCGGGACCGGUACUCUCGUAACAACGUCCUGCACCUGUGGCCCUUCGUCAUCCACGACCUCCGGGCCCUGGGCGCCAAGAAGUUCUUCGGCAAGUUCUGCGCCGGCUCCAUCGACCACAUCAGCAUCAGGCAGCUCCAGCUCAUCCUCCUGAAAGUUGCGCUGCUCCUGGGAGUUGAGGUGCACGAGAACGUGACCUUCAAGGACCUCCUCGAGCCCCCCGAAGACCAGAGUCAAGAGAGGAUAGGCUGGAGGGCACAGGUGCUUCCAGCAGACCACCCGGCAUCCCAGUACGAAUUCGACGUGCUCAUUGGAGCCGACGGAAAACGCAACACGCUCAAAGGUUUCAACCGCAAGGAGUUCCGUGGCAAGCUGGCCAUCGCCAUCACGGCCAACUUCAUGAACAGGCAUACCCUGGAGGAGGCUCGGGUGCAGGAGAUCAGUGGGGUGGCCUUCAUCUUCAACCAGAAGUUCUUCCAGGAUAUGAGAGAGAGCACAGGCAUUGACCUGGAGAACAUAGUGUACUACAAGGACGACACUCACUACUUUGUGAUGACCGCCAAGAAGCAGAGUUUGCUGGACCGGGGAGUCAUCAUCGACGACUACAGCGACACCGCGAGCCUCCUCUCCCCGGAGAAUGUGGACCGGGCCGCCCUGACAGAGUAUGCCAGGGACGCUGCGGACUUUGCGACGGGCUACGCCUUGCCCAGCCUGGAGUUUGCCGUGAACCACUACGGGCAGGCGGAUGUGGCCAUGUUCGACUUCACAUCCAUGUAUGCGGCAGACAACGCCUGUCGUCUGCUGGAACGGCGCGGGCACUGGCUGCUUCAGGGGCUUGUAGGAGACUGCCUACUAGAGCCCUUCUGGCCCACCGGAUCCGGCUGUGCUCGGGGCUUUCUGAGUUCCCUGGAUGCGGCCUGGAUGAUGCGUUCCUGGGCCAUGAACAAGGACUCCCCGCUUCACGUUCUAGCGGAGCGGGAGUCCAUCUACCGGCUGCUGGCGCAGACGACACCCGAGAACCUGACCAAGGACCUGGGGGAGUACAGCCUGAACCCGAGCUCGCGCUACCCAAACCUGAACCUGCAGGCGGUGCUGCCCUCCCAGGUGCGCUCCCUGUGCCGCACCGACACGGAGAUCUGCUUGCCUCCGCCGGGGCCACGCCCCCUCACCGACAUGCAGAAGAAGAGGAGGCGGAGAGAGUCUAUCAUCCACCCGGACGCUUUGUUGUCCUGGUGUCAGCGGCAGGUGGCGCUGUACAGUCGAAUCAAGAUAGAGAACAUGACUACCUCCUGGAAGGACGGCCUUGCAUUGUGCGCCAUCUUGCACCGGUAUCGUCCCGACCUCAUCGACCUCGACGAGCUUUCGGCCGACAACAUCGCUGCAAACAACCAACGGGCGUUCGACAUCCUGGAGCGGGAGUAUGGCAUCCCGCCCGUGAUGACCGGUCAAGAGAUGGUGGACUGCGCGGUUCCGGACAAGCUGACCAUGGUCUCGUACGUCUCCCAAAUCUACGAGACCUUCCGGAGGGAGAUUCCCCAGGGGCGCCCUGCGUACAAGGUGAGCAAGCUGAUUGAGGAGAACCAGCUGCCCCCGACUGCUCCGCUGAACCUGCUCAGCAAGAUCAGCCAGAAGAUCCAGGGGAGGAAAAAGUACUCGACAGAACAGGACACUUCGGCAAAGGACAAGAGUGAGAGCCAGAGCCAGAAGAGGGCGGCGAGGAUAUCCACCGCAAGGAGUCGCAGGACACGAGACAGGACAGCCCUCGUGGACGCUUUGGCCGGAGGAGAGCCGUCGGCGCUCAAGCAGUACGAGAAGAUUCUGAGCACGCUGGACCGGGAGUCCUUCAGCCGACGCAUGCAGGCCCUGCAGGAGCAGCUGGCCAAGGACGAGCGGUCCUCCUCGCGGGGAAGCCGGGGCCGCAGGAGCGGACAUGCUUCCUCCGCCACCGAGGACGAGAGCACCUCGGUGCCAGGGGGGCGGUCCCGCGUGCCACGCUCCGCCGUGCAGCGCCUGCAGGAGCAGCUCAACUCGGGCUCCAGCAGUUCGACCGCCAAGCGGAAGGAAAACAAGGUUGGGCGGCUGGGUAAGGACGAGUGGAAUGUGAAGAUGCUGGAGGAGAGGCUGAAGCAGCAGCAAAAGAAGGCCAAGGAGCCCAAGGUGGAGGUCGAGAAGCCCCGGGUCUUCAAGGACAUCUUCGACAGCAAGCUGAAUGCCAUGGACGCCCGGCUGAAGGCUGGUGGGGGCCUGACGGAGAAGGAGCGUGCCCGAUUCUCAGGCAUUGACGAGCGGCUCCAGCGGCUGGACAAGCAACUCAGGGAAGGCUCGCUGGACGUGGGCACACGGGGCGCCAACCGGGUGGCCGCCAUGGCGGGAUACAUCGCCAACGUGCUGGAUGCUCAGACGGGGAUCCGGGAGAAGCGGCCUCCCCCGCCUCCGCCCGUGGUGCUCUUCCGGAACGAUUCGGCCGACGGCACGCAGACGCCGCCCCUGGCAGCGUCUCCGCUGCCGCCUGCGGCCGCGACCGAGAAGGGCCCAGAGGCGGUGAGCGAGACGUGCUGCUUCUGCCACAAGCGGGUGUACCUCAUGGAGCGGCUGAGCGCAGAGGGGCUCUUCUUUCACCGAAGCUGCUUCCGCUGCGACUACUGCCAGGGCAGCCUGCGCCUGGGAAACUAUGCCUAUGACCGCACCACCUCCUUUAAAGGCAAGUUCUACUGCCCGGCCCAUUUCCGGAUGGAGCGACCCAGCCAGCGCUGGCAGGAGAUGAUGAAGCGAAAGCAGGCAUUCCUGUCGGCCAAUCCCGAGCCCCCGUCCCUGAUGCCCUCCUCCGCGCCUUCCGACGCAGUCUCCGCGCUCGAAGACUCCGCGGGGGUGCCGCUGUCCGCUGCGGCUGCGGCGCAUCAGCACCGCAGACGGAGUCCAUCGCCUCCCCACGGGGGUGCAGGGGAAGACAUGGGAGACCCCACCCAGAUGGGGAGUGCGAUCACUCCCACUGCCACGAUGGUGGACGCGGGGACCAUGACGUUUCAGGCCAAGGCGUACAAGGUACCACGGCAGCUGACCGCGGAGGAGGUUGCCACAAUGAUGGACGUAGACAGCACUCCGGAACGGGUGGAGUUUGAGAACAGCCUGGAGCUCCUCUCGGAGGACGACCUGCUCACGAGCGAGCUGGAGGAGGAGGAGCUGGCCCAAAAGAACCUGGGUGCGAUAGACGUGGCAACCAGCGACGACGAGUACUCUGACCUCAGCUCUGAGGAGGGCUCCGAGUCCGAGAGCCUGGUGGAAGAGAUCGAGCACUCGCUGACGCUGGACGACACGCGACAGAUGGCCGAGACCUGGCAGCGCAAGCACGCCUCCUCGCUGGAUGCGGUGGGGGAGAGCCCCCAGGAGCAGGGCAACGGGGUGCACGGGGCACCCCCGUCAAGCAGGGCCCAGACGGGACGUCCCGGGGAGGAAGACGAAGAGGACAGCUGCACCGAAGGCGAAGAGGACUACGACGAAGGGGAGGACGAGGAAGAGACAGAAACGGAGACUGGGGACGACGACGCCACCAGCCAGGACGUCGACAGCGACGAAGAGUACAGCCCACCCGAAGUCCUCUCCAACGACGAAGACGGGAUGGCCAGGUCGCACCACCACGAAAACGGAAGGGACGAAGAGGUGACCGUGCCGGUGCCAGUGCUCAACAUGGACAAGAAGCUCAGCAACGAAGCCGGUAGCUCUACCGAUUCGGGAGACGAGUACAUCUCAGAUGAAGAAGGCAUCACAAUCAGCUCGUCCGAGAUGUCUUCAGAAUCGGAGGAAGAUCCACCACCGCCCAAGCACGAGAUUCCCGUGAUCGUCAUCGACGUUUCCCCGGGCGACCAGGACACCGAGCUGGAGUGGGGCCCGCAGGAAGUGCGUGCCGCCCUGGGCCAGCUUCCGGCCGAGCCGUCCGAAGCCGAGCCCAGAGCCGAACCGGAGACGCAGUCUCAAGCCAUGGCUACCGCUCCAGCCGCAACGACCUUCUCGAAGCUGGAAUCCACAGAAGCGGUGUCGGCCAGUCCCAAGUCGAGUGACGGACAGACCUCGAGCGACCAGCUGUCUCUCACGAAGCCCACCAAGUCGUCGGAAAGCCUGCUGGGCACGAGCGUCUCUUCUGAACUGUCUUCUUCGUCCAACGUGGACGACCUGUCGGACAACGUGGCCGGAGUAGUCCACGCUGCCAGAGAAGCCAUUGCAGUCAUCGUGGAAGACUUGGGAUCGCUGACGGACGUCUCAGACGUCAGCAGCGCCGCCGUCCAGCGCUCAGAGUCCGUCGAGAGCCAGCCGCCGUCCAACGCGGAGCAGUCGCCCACCGACACUCACGGCUACGACCUGCUGCUGGACCGUGCCGGAUCCAGCGGGAGUUCGUCGCUCCCCACUCCAGUCGACGAAGUCGGUCCGUCAUCCACCGGAUCGGAGUCGUCCGCUGUCUGCUUUGGAAGGCUCGCGGGGCGGGAGAGCGAAGCCAGCUCGUCGUGGGCAUCGUCGUCGCACCGGUCGGCGUCGAGUGUCGGGGUCGGCGGAGACGAGUCAGAAGAUUCGGAGUGUUGCAAGCCGUUUGUGGUGUCGGACUGCGGAUCGCCGUGGUCUCCGACGGGAGAUGUCGGACCGGUCAUGGCUCGUCUGGAACACCCUGUUGUGUCUAGGACGGCGUCUGCAGGCUCGGAACAUUCCGAGGACGCGUUACUUUCCAUUUCGGGAAGGUCGUGUCUGGCGGAACGUCCAGACUCUUCGGAGACCUCAACUGCGGACACGGUGGAGGAAGCCACGGUAUUGCAGCGUUCGCUCUCUAAAGAAGCAGCGAACGACGAGUUGUCGCCAACCGGGUCCAUUCUCGACAAGGCCCUUUCCUUUGCAGAGCCCGUGCUAGCGGAGCCGAGCUGUGGCCUCAAAGACGGAAGUUUGGAGAUGGCGAGAUAUAAUGAGGGAAGCGUUGCCUCCGCCUUUUACAGUGCCGAUUCCCUGACUUCCGUGCGGGAAGUCGACGGAAUCGUGAUGGCAGGCUUUCAAGAAAUGCCAGAGAAAGAAAGCGUUAGCAUCGCGGUUCCCUUGGAAGCACCAGAAAAUGUACCGGAGUAUGUCAAAAGUGGUCUUCCCAAAGGUCUGCACUGUUUAGACCGGGCAAAACUAAUGUUAGAAUUGGACAUGGAAAACGUUCCAGAACGAGAAGCUGUGGCACCCGACGUUCUGUCUCCGCAGAGCGACGUCACGGACGAAGACACAACCUGCUCGGCGUCGAUUAGCGACCAGGAAGUGUUUCCUGCCGACGAGAGCCUCCCGCGGUACGAGGAACACGUGGUGACUCCGGAACUCCAGGAUCGACCCAAGAGUGGCCUCUUGUUUGCACCCAUCGCGAGCAUGAGCGACGAAGACGAUCUCACGGCAUCGGAUGCCGUAAAGAAGACGCGGCGGCACGAGAGCGAACUGCUCGUCGAGAAGGUGAUCCUUGAGACGACUGAGGAGGUCUGUGAAACUCCGCAGGAUUUCCUGACUACUCCAGUGAAUGCAGAGCCCGCAGCGACAUCAGUGGGGCAUCGGAGUGACGAGGACGACUUCACGGUGUCCGAAUGGGCAAGGGAAGGCGGAGAGAAAGAAGUCCUUUCAGUGCUCGAAGACCUCAACCCUGAGUUCCACUUCGAUGACCGUAACGUGACGCGCCGACGCAAGAAGAAGCGGUUGCCGUCCGGCAACCAGAGCGAGCAACAGGAGGGUGCCGAGCGUGGAAAAACCGAGCCAGGAGAGCAGACGUGUGUCAGAUUCGAGGACGGCACCAAAAUAAUGACGUCACCCGAUGGUCGCCGAUUGCCCGACGACUGGGACAAGGGCGCUCUGGAAUCGUCGACGACGAAGUGCGACGUCCGCCCCCUAGCCCGAGAGCCACCCAAGUUCCAAGGCUAUGGAGGCUCCUUCGCAGAGAAGGUCCGCGGGCGGCCAAGCGACGGCGAUUCCUCGUCCCGCGACUCCAUCUACCUCAAAUCGCUCAACAUCAACCUCCAGCGCAUGGAAUUCCCGUCGAUCCGCGCAUCGUCUCCGAACAGUCGGGGCUCCUGCGAGGAGCUGGACUCGGACAGCAGUGCCACAGUCCAGAGCACCCCGGUGCAGCGGUCCGCACCGGUCGCCAUCGAGCGCCAGGUGAAAAGCGCAGAUCCGCGCCUGGCGCGUGCGAGGCCACAGCAGUUUCCAGAGUCAUUUCACACCCCGGCCCAACCGCUCUCGCGGCCGUGCCCCGACCCGGUGACGGCGAUGCUUAUGAGUCGGCGCGAGCUAGCGCGCAAGAGCGUGCACGAGGACAUCCAGAACCUGCCGUACUUCGACAGCCAGUCUCUCGCGGGCGACUUCGACGACUUCAAGACGCCCGAAUGCGGCACGCCCACGGAGGUGUUUGAAACGCCCCCAACCUCGCGUCCGGGCUGGCUCGCAACCGGCUGCGGGACGGACCCGGAACGGGAGAGAGCCAGGAGGGAGGCGAGGGAGAGGGCGCGGCUGAAGAGCGACGAGGAGCUCGGGUUAAGUCCGUGCAGCUACCGGCGCAAGUACGCCCGGACGCCGGCGUUCGACGAGAUCACGCUGACCGACCUGCUGGACCAGGAGGACGAGACGUUCAAUGCGCUCGACGACCGCUCAUCGCUGCGGAGCUUCAGCACGGCGCAGCACCGGCUUGCGCAGUUCGAGGACGACGACGUCGACGACGCAGAUGAGGCCACUCCGGUCGCGUCGCCGGCACGGUCGGUCGAAGAACUGGAUCGGCCAGACGUCGUGAACGCGUCGGCGGCGUGCGCGAUCGUGCCGAUGGAUCCGUACCAAAUUAGGGCAGACGUGUGGAAGCCGAAGCCAAAGCCGAAGCGCCGCCUCUUUGCCAAGAGUGACGAGGAGGACCGAAAGCAGACGACGCCACCGACGACGACGAGGAGGAACCUGCUGUCGUUCCUGGGCUUCAGUCGGAACAGCAGCGGGGAAGCAGCCUCUGCGACAACGAAAGAGAAAAAGGAAAGUUACAACCGCGAGAAAGCGGCGAAGGACAUGGCCGACAACGACCGGAGCCGGACGUUCUCGAGACUGAGGCUCACCAAGUCAAGGUCCGACAAGGCCGCGCCGAAGAAGGGCGGCUCCGGCGUGGGGUCCGGCGGAGGGACAUCGUCCGCGGAGAAGGCGGACAUGGCGGCAGCGGCAGCAGCACGAUUGGAGGAUCGCGGCAAGCGCGUGGUGGGGUCUGUGUCGCACCAGCGGAGGCCUCUCCCCCUGGAGGAGAUGAAGAAGCACAUCAGCCUGGACAAUCUCAAGUCUCAGCCCAUCCAGCUGCCUGCCAAGAGUCGGAGCGUCGAGUUUGGGUGCCUCGCACCCAGGGCCGCCGAGGAAGACAGCUUAUUGGACUUCGACGACAGAGACAUGGACGCUGCUGCCGAGUACGGCGCACUUUCCGACAAGAAGGGCAAGGCGGUAGACCAAAGAAGGCUGGAGCGGCUGACUCUGCGGGUUCAGCGUCAGCAGGAGCUCAAGCGGCUGCGCACGGCCCAGGAGAUCCAGAGGCGCCUGGAGGAGAUUGAGGUUAGCCUUCGGGCCCUGGAGAGGAGAGGGGUGCUCAUCGAGAGGGCCCUCAGGGGAGAGGAGGACGAGGAUGAGGAUCUGCGGACGGACGAGAAGGACCUGACGCAAGUCUUGUUCCGGCUGAUGCGGCAGAAGAACAAACUCUCAAGGGAGGAGCAGGAACUCCUCAUCAGGGUGAGAGACCUGGAACUUGAGAACCACCACUCCAAGCUGCAGCAAGAGAUGCGGGAACGAAUGGCCGUGGACGAUAAAGAGAAGUCUCCACGCGACAUCGAGAAGGAGCGCCAAAUCCUGAGUGAGAUGCUGGAAAUCGUGGAGAAGCGUGACCGACUCGUGGCUCAGAUGGAUCAGCUGAGGAUAAGGGAAGAAAACGAAGAGAAGGAACUAGCUGCCCGUAUCCUCACUCAGUCUGCCGCCUGAAGAAGGCCGCGCCUGAAAGCCAUCGCUCAUGCGCGGCGUGGCGUUCCUUCAAAGUUUGUCCCACGCUUCGCCAAGUUGCCCUAGCCCGUCCUUCGGUUGUGUCGUCUGCUUAGCAGAAGCGCCAUUCGCUUGCCAACACCGCUGCCGUUCUUCUGCCAUUUUAUUUCUCGAUCGAGCCAGGUCGUACCAGAACGGUAGACGUCUACGAGUUUGUUGACGGACGUGCUAGGACCAUUGACCAUUAUCAGCUCUGUAAAGUGAUCAUCGCCAGUUUAUUCAGUGCAGCGGCCCAAAGGCGUCUUUUCGGCGGUGGUUUUGCAGACAUUUGUCACGAGCAAUACCGCCAAGAAAAUCACUGCAAUUCGGAACGGCCUGCAGCACGGUUGCCUCGAAGAGGAUUUUGCCCGCCCACAACAAUUCAUCUUCCGUUUGAAGAUUCGAAUCUGGUGGGUCCAUUCCCGGCCGCAUGCUUGCGACAAGCUUACGCGGCUUCGGCUCUUCGCUGUUUGGAGUUCGCGGCUGAAGCUUAUCCGUUCAUGUGAUGCGUAUCAAGUCGUGACCUUGCUAAGGCAUUGACUGAGGUGUUAGUACAAGGUUAUGCAGCUACGGUGUUUUGAGGUAGUGCUAGAGACAUCCAUGGUCCCUGUACAUUGACGAAGAUGAAAUUAGGCAUUCUGAACAGGUACUAACUUGUAAGCUAUCUUUAUUGUUCAGCCACACUCAUUAGAACUUGCAUGUUCAUUCAUCUCCAAAAGGCCGUGCCAUUUUCAUUCCAUUCGAGGCUAGGCCAAGGGUUAACAAGUUGCGGCUCUGGACGCGAACAAUCCUCCUUAUUGAGCGGCGAUACUGUAGCGGUACUAAUUACCUCUCCGUCGACUACACCUUCAUUGUUUGAAUGCAUGGUUCUUUUGCCGGUCUUACUCGGCAAUUGAUUAAACUAUGGUAAUGGAGGGGCUGACGACGAGGCACGUGCAAUGGCCGUUGAGUUUGACAGUUUUUGCCGUGAAGUUGGCACGCAAACCAGAAUGAAUGCGCCAACUAAUGUAGCUCUCCUGUGCAGCAUAUUUUAAUUGUCGCAUUUCCGCUGGUGCUAGUUUGGCGGGGCGCUGUGGGCGUGCCCUUCGUACAAAAGUGACUCUAGUUCUGCCCUUCCAUUUGCGGCGCGCUGGUUUCGUUAAAUGUGGGGCCUAUUUGUGUUUGUCUACUUGUCACGGCCACGCUGCUGGCAGCAACUUUUGGUGUAUGCGUGUGCGCGCCUGUAUAGCCUAACAGUCUUCGUUGCUUUCGAGGCUCAAACUCUGUUCGCCAAGUCUCGUUUUCUUGCAUGCGACGCGGUUUUGAGAUAGUGGUGCAAACGAAGGAGGUCGAAAGCCUCGCAAUUGACGCAACGAAAUGUCUCGUAACCGCUCUUCUUAGGUUUCUACUCCUCAGUUGUACAGCUCGUAACUGCAGUGUCGUUUUCGACGUGUCUAUUCUCGAAGCCGGAGCCAACGAGAAUGUUCUUGUUCGUUAAACAGCCCAGCUCGCAAAGCAAUCACUCGUGGCCGGCAGCUCAUUUGACUUUAACCAAAGCGGUUGAGUGCGCUCGUAAGGUGCGCCUAAACUAUGCGCAUCGCGUAGACUCGCAUAAACAUCGGUCAGCGUAAGAUCAGAUCUUGUUCUGAUCGGGGUCUUGCAGUACUAAUGGCAUUUUUGGAAACUGACGUUUAGUUCCUCUUGCAGCCUGCGUGUGGCUACGCAACGGUGUUUUACUUUUCUCCUCAAUAUACACCCCGUGCGCAUUUUGGUACGCAAUCCUUGUACAGCUUUUGUUUCUGUAGUUUUUACGGGCAUUUUUUACAUCCAUCGAGUUUGGUCUCGGUAGACUGCUGGUUCGUGCCAGAAUGAUGGGGUUUUUUUCGCUCUUAUUUUGUAUGUAUAUUAAUAUUAGGUGCCUUUCGCGUUAACCAAGUGGCAGCUGUGCAUGUGAUACUUGUCAGACACGUCUCUUGUCGCCCUGAGAUACCGCGUCCUAAGAGGCCGGGUUUCCUUGAAUUCAUGCUUUCUACGGCACUUGGCGGCCCUGGCAUUUUGUAUCCUUUCGUUGCCUUUGGAAAACUAGUUUCAUGAUUGGUUAUAUUCUACAAAUGAAGUCUUAUGUUUGGCUGUUGUAUAAUUGAUAUACGACUGAUGAAAUUGUUUGUGAAUGAUUCCUCCCUCUGAACUGUAUUUCUCAAGCAACAAAGUUGAAGCUCAAGCUAGGUAGUGGAAGUUGGUUUGCUUAAAUGUCUGAUGUCUCUGUUGUGCAAAUUGGAUCAUUAAAACUGUGCAGCUAUUAACUGAUGGUGGCCUGCUAAGGAUCUUUGUUGAAUACACCAUACCUCAUUCAAGAUCCUUUCUGGCAGAGGCAAAACCUGCAGGUGCAGGCCUUUAGCAUUGAAAGAUGCUUCUAGGGCAUGUGCCUCUACGCCACAAGAUCCAUUUAAAGCCACAGGUUCAUGCUAAAGCAGACGUUAGGGGGUCUUCGCAUGAAGGCACCCUAGCAGAACUCGAGCCCAGGCCUCUUUAAUUAAAGGAACAUCCUCAGCUGUUUAGUGUGGCGUGCAAGUUAAUAACAAAAUUUAAUAGCUAGUUUCCUGCUACUCAUGAUCCGCCACUUAUCUUGAUUUGCUUGACAAAGUGGCCAGCAUCACAGCACAAAGUUGCUUUACAAGAGGGGGAGGUCAACAUGUUGAGGCAGUUUCUCGAGUUCCAUGGACGGAAGAAAGGUUUCUAUGCCUUUAUUCUCCUAAAAAUCUUAAGCCCAACCUUGGUUUUCUGCAAUGCAGAAGAUCAUCUCCUCUUCCUCCUCCCCUUAGCCGUGAGGGUAGCGAAUAUCAAAGUAGCGUGAAGUUUUCGAGAAAUGGUCAUCCAAAUCAUCUCUUUAAUUAGGUUUUUAUUGGCAUAAUUUUUUUAGAAGCAGGACGUCUAAACACUUCUUUGUGCAGUGAUUAAGGAGCUUGCAUCGGAAAAGGCUGGAAUGGUUUACUUUUAGAUUAGAAAUGCGUAAAUAAGGACGAAAUAUACGAGUUGUCAUGUUUAGAUCAUUGGUAAGCACUGUUUUUUGACGACGUUGACAAGAUAGAAGAUACUCAACACAAUUUUUUAUGUGUUUCUUCAGAGCGAAGUUCUGCAAACUCAGCCAAUGGGGAAACACUGGAAUGUGCUUGCACGUUAAGUACAUCUUGCAGACAAACGUUGGUUAUAAUUUUCAAAACUAAUUUUUUAAAGAUUAUUAGCUUGUCCCCAACAGCUGCUGGACAUUUUCUUACUCCUUCCACCUUUUUAAUGUGCUGCCCUUAGCAAUGCUGAAUAUAAGAUAGGAGCAUCAGCCUAAUAAGGUUAGGCCAUGCAAGCACUUGCAUGGCUCUGACUGGACCCAAGCUUCAUGCCAACAGUUUGCGAUGAAGCGACCUUGGCAUUUGGCAUAGAACAGUUAGCCACGUUGGCGCUUCUUUCGUGGCAUGAACUCAUGACUGUAGAUUGUGAGUCGAGAAUAGCUCGCAAGUGGCCGAUUUUCUGAGAUGUGUCAGAAUCUUAAGGCGUGUCCUGUCACUUCUACUCAAGUCCAAGUGCGUCUUGGUUCAAUAUGAACAAAUUGGGUGGCAGUUUAAAAUGAUGUUUUGGCUCAGUGAUGUAGUCUGAAUUAUUUGCAGUACUUUCCCUGUUCACCUCGCUGUUCAGUUGCAGCUUGAACUCUGCAGUGCAUUCGCAAGAAAAUAUGCCAGACGCAUAAUGUUACACAACGGCCUUUGUGUAUCGUAUACCACCAAAGAAGAGAUGGGUAUUGCAGUAUAAUUUUGUCAACUGUUUUUUUCUUCAUUCCCCUCAUUACUGGCAGCUUCUGGGUAGUACUAUUUGCAUCAUGAUGGUUGCCAACAUGGAAGCAAUGUACUGUAUAUAUCUGAGACAGCUUGACUGUGUGUUCCCCUCCCUGUGACGAUAGAGUGCUUUUUUGCCAAGAAUGCUUUAGUAUAACUGUAUAAAGCCCACUCAACUGUUUGUUGUGACCUUGGUUUGGCCAGCUGGAUGGCAUCUUCUCUAGGUCUUGGGCAUAGCGUAAUGUAGCAGCAUGGACAGGCUCUGCGAAGAUGAACUUGUGAGCUGUUGAUGACCAUUGGAUCUAUCUUCAGAUUUCUAUUUUGCUGCGAGUGUGUAAUAGUACUUUUGAGGAUGCUCGUGGAAGGGUCGCUGUAAAGUUGUGCAAGUUGCUGUUGAGUCGAGCUUAGCGCGGUCUCUGUUUUUAUCUUUAUUUUUCUUCCUGAAGACCGAACACUAGGCGAUGGUGUAACGAAAGGAGCUCUCUGUAAACAACUUUAUUCACGUUUGAAUAAAACUUGAGAAACAAA